Molecule: messenger RNA, 2316 nt
Organism: Humulus lupulus (European hop)
Lineage: Eukaryota; Viridiplantae; Streptophyta; Magnoliopsida; Rosales; Cannabaceae
Exons: 4
Coding region: 1-2316 (771 amino acids)
Molecular function (GO): zinc ion binding
Source: RefSeq, a predicted model, not a curated record
AUGGAAGCAAUUGCAGAGAGUUACGUGGUGGCUUUGGAGAAGGCUUUGAUCGACUUUCAUGUUUCAACAGAGGACUAUUGCAUUGUUAAUUACCAUUAUCUUCACUCCUCUACGCCUAUUGUGGGUGAGGGUGUUCAUGGGAGGAGGGUAGACUUAGAAGGUGAUAGUUCUAGUGAAAGUGAUCCCAACAAUGAAUAUCAAGGUGAUCCUGAGUAUGAACAAAGUGAUGAUGAAUUGGUUGUUGAAGACAAUGCAGAAAUACAUCUAAAAGGACUAGGGAAAAGGGUAGUAGAGAUUGAUGUAGAAGAUGUGCCAUUGGAUAGCUCUGAUAAAGAGUAUACACGAGAGGAUAGUUCUGAUGAUGGGGAUGUUUCAAAUGAAGAUGAACUCAGCAAGUUACACAAACCUAAAAGGCAAUCAAAAAAAAGAAAGCUAUCUGAUUUGCUUGAGUUUGAUGUUGAUGCUGAAAUGGAGAGACCGCUACUAAAGCUUGGCUUAGUAUUUUCUUCUGGAAAACUAUUCAAACAAGCAGUCAGGGAAUAUGCUAUACAGAAUGGAAGAGACAUAUGGUUCAAAAAGAAUGAUUCUCAUAGGGUUCAAGCACAAUGUAGAGGUGUUGAAUGUCCUUGGGUGUGUUUUGCCUCAAAGAUUGAUGAUAGUUCAACAUUUGUCAUCAAAACUUAUGUUGGUGAGCAUAGAUGCUCUAGGAAGCCCCAUAAUAGAUUUGCUACUUCAAAAUGGUUAAGUAAGAAGUACUUAAAUGAAUUCAAGAGCAAUGAUAAAUGGAGUAUUUCUUCAUUUAUGGAAAAAGUGAGCAAAGACCAUGUCAUUGAAAUUUCCAAAGAUAAGGCCUAUAAAGCUCGAAAACUUGCAACAAAAUCUAUUGAAGGCACUUAUGAAGAGCAGUAUGCUGCUCUAUGGGACUAUGCUGAGGAGAUUAAGUACACAAAUAAGGGUUCCAUAGUUGAGUUUUUAACUGAAUCAGGAGACAAUGGGAGGCCACGUUUUAAGCGAAUGUACAUUUGCUUUUCUGGUUUAAAAGAAGGAUUCAGUGCUGGAUGUAGGCCAGUAAUUGGGUUAGAUGGCUGUCAUAUUAAAGGACCGCAUCCUGGACAACUAUUGACUGCUAUUGGGAUCGAUGCAAACAAUGGCAUGUAUCCUGUUGCAUAUGCUGUGGUAGAGAUUGAAAGUAAAGAUUCUUGGAGUUGGUUUUUAAAUUGUUUGAGGGAUGACUUAAAAAUUGAGAACUCCAACCAUUGGACAUUCAUCACGGACAAGCAAAAAGGCUUGAAACAAUCAUUAAAAGAUCUAUGGGAGGAAGGUGUACCUGAGGCAGAGCAUAGGCAUUGUGCAAGGCAUUUGGAGAAGAAUUUUAUCAAAGUUUACAAAGAUAAAAAGCUCAAGGAGCUCUUAUGGAAGGCUGUAAGAGAGGUUAGUGUUCGUAGGUUUGAAGGUGUGAUGGAAGAGAUUAAGAAAAUUGACGAGUCUGCUUUUGAUUGGUUAAUGGAAGCAGGGCCCCAACAUUGGAGCAGAUCACACUUUAGGACUCAUCCAAAGUGUGGCAUUUUGUUGAAUAACUUGUGUGAGACAUUUAAUGGGACAAGGGCAAUAUUGGCUGCAAGAGAUAGACCAAUAUUAUCCAUGCUAGAAAGAAUUAGAAUGUAUUUACUACAGAGGCUUACCAAGAAUAGGCAUGCAGUAUUGAUGUGGAACUCUAGCAUUGCUCCAAGGAUACAAGACAUUAUUGAGAAGAACAAGGAUAUAGCUGGAAGCCAUCUCCCUAUCAAGUCUUCGGAUUUCAUCUACCAAAUUACCACUAUGUAUGGUAGCUUGUACUAUGUUGACUUGAAGCAAAUGAAAUGUAGUUGUAGAAAAUGGGAACUCACUGGCAUUCCAUGUAGUCAUGCAGUGGCUGCAAUCUGGCAAAGAAGGGAAGAUCCAGAAACUUAUGUAAGUAAAUGGUACACGAAGGAGUAUUAUUUGAAAGCCUAUUCACAACAGAUAUUCCCAAUUAGGAAUCAAGAUGAGUGCCCAAUAACUGGUAACGUUGGAUUGAUCAAGCCUAUAUCCAAGAUUCAACCGGGUAGACCAAAGAGAAGUAGAAAAUUAGAGCUUGAUGAAAUGUUUCCUCGAACAGGAAGUAAAAUGAAGAGGAGGUACAUCACAAUCAAAUGUUCAGCAGGAUGUGGUGUAACAGGUCAUAAUUUUAGAACGUGUGCUAGAAAUAAAGAGAAAAAUUCAGACAUCAAUCCUGAUGUUGCUCAGCAUACUUCUACUGAUUCAACCAUACCAUUUACAAACACCAACCAGAUUUAG